CAGUUGACCGCGGGACGCCACGCGUGUCCGACCGCUCGCGACCGUGAGUGCAGUGUACGACUAUAUGUGACAUCAAACAAUGUUAUAGUGUUUGUGAGUGCAUAAAACAAAAUGAAGUCUCGGUGUAGACGUGCGUCCGCCGCGACGAUCGGCGCGCUACUGACAAUAAUCGUGUGCGCAGUGCCCGAAGUUAGCUCGGUGGAGGGGAGGGAGUCGCAUAGGUAUACGAUAGAGGAGCUCAUGACGAUGCAUGUGGAGCAUAAGGAUUCUGGGGAUCUUGGGAUGGAUCCGUGCAAAGCUGGUAACUUCCAAGGCGACAUCGCCUUACAAGACACAGACUUCAAACCCAUGAAGCCUUCCUCCAAAAUCAAUAAGUCUCUACAAGAAGAAGUAGAGAGGUUAAAGAAGGAAGUACUACUUGAAGGGUUACAGGUAGAAGAAGAAGGUUUGCCAGAUAUAUUGAGGAAGAGGACAAAGCAACCGGCGCCGGCGCCAGAGAAGCCAAAGAAGUACAAUGACGCGAUGCUAAUGACAAAGGUUUUACCUUCGGGCUUAGACAAAUCAAUAUUGUUAAAAAAUGGUAAACUGCCACCCGGAGAAAUGCUAGAUAAUAUAACUAGUAAAAUUAAUCAAACCAAAGAAGAAUUAGUUACUAAUCAAACUAGCCCCAUUGAGAAUCUGACUGAAUCAGAAAGCUUAGAACAAGAUGGUGUUCUAGUCGUUAAUAUUUCAACGGACAAUAUUUUAAAUUUAGAUGAACUAUAUCCAAAUAUGCAUUUAACAAGCACUGCCAACAGAGUCGAUGAGAGAAAUAAAAUCCAGAGCAACAGCCGUGAGAUAACAGGAGACUCGAAUAAUAAUAUAAAAGUGAAAUCUCCACCUGAAAAUGUGACAAUGGCUCCUGCUCCAACUAACGGGGUUCUAGUCACUAACGAAAGAGAGGAAGAUAUUGAAAGUGUGGAAAAAGGAGUCAUCAACAAAACCGGUGGUGAUUUAAAUGGGAAAUUUCUAGAAGCCAACGAUUUAUUGAAGCCGACUGAAAGUUUGCAGAGUCUGACAGAAGAGACGUCGAGCAGACAUCGAAGAAGGCGAAGAAGACACGGUAAUGGGAGACGGUUAAGAAACAUCCACUCAGGCGAAAGAUCCGGGAAAAAUACACUCAAAUCGGAUGAGCAAGGAGAAAAUCAAUCGGGGCGUAAAAAAAAUUUUCGUCACCGAAAAAAGCACUCAAGCAGAGAACAUAGCGGAGAAAAUAGAAAACUGGUUGUACCAGAACAUGAGUUCGAAGAGAAAUUCGAUGUAAAACCACCCCCGAAGAAUAUUAUAGAAACCGGGAGUGGACAAAAUCAACAAUUUAACAAUUGGUUUUUUCGUGACACCACUGAAGAUUUAGAUUCAAUGGAAAGCUACCAAAGCAGUAACGGGACCACCGUUCGUCACCGCUCCAUUCGCGCCGCCACCAACCGCAAGGAACGCAUCUGGGAGAACGGCGUGAUCCCCUACGAGAUUGAUGGGAACUUCAGCGGCGCCCACAAGUCCCUCUUCAAGCAGGCCAUGCGGCACUGGGAGAACUUUACGUGCGUGAAGUUCGUCGAACGAGAUGUGCUGCUGCAUAAGGAUUAUAUCGUGUUCACGGAGAGACCUUGCGGAUGCUGCUCUUUCGUCGGCAAGCGCGGCGGGGGCGCCCAGGCCAUCUCCAUCGGCAAGAACUGCGACAAGUUCGGCAUCGUCGUGCACGAGCUCGGGCACGUCGUCGGCUUCUGGCACGAGCACACGCGCCCCGACCGCGACCGGCACGUGCAGAUCAUCAGGGACAACAUCAUGAUGGGACAAGAAUAUAACUUCAACAAGCUAACAGAAGAAGAAGUGAACUCCCUCGGGCAGACGUACGACUACGAUUCUAUCAUGCAUUACGCGAGGAAUACCUUCAGCAAAGGCACAUACUUGGACACUAUUCUACCGCUGGAGGUCCAUGGAAAGAAACGGCCGGAGAUCGGACAGCGAGUCAGAUUGUCCGUGUCUGAUAUAGCGCAGACUAAUCUGCUGUAUAAGUGUGCUAAAUGUGGUCGCACGCUCCUUGGCAACUCUGGAUGGUUCAACUCGCCCGGCUGGGGCUCAGAGACCGCACCGGCCACACCGGAGCGCUGCGAGUGGCGCAUCGUAGCUACACAUGGCGAGCGAGUAGUACUUAACAUCACCGAAAUCGACAUCCACAAAUCCGAAGAGUGCCGCUCCGAAUGGGUGGAGAUCCGUGACGGCUACAUGCCAAAUGCGCCGGUCUUGGGGCGUAUAUGUGGCUCCGGGAAGGGUCCCAUGAUGAGGUCUACGGGGUCCAGGCUGACUGUGGUUUACCAACCGGGGCUUAGGCCUAAGCCGUUUAAAGGAUUUAAAGCGCAUUAUGAAGCGGUGUGUGGCGGAGACAUAGAAGUGGACAGCAGCGGCCAUCUUGAGUCCCCGAACUACCCGGACGAUUACCAGCCCAACAAACUGUGCAUCUGGAAGCUGUCUGUGCCUGAAGAUUACCAAGUGGCCCUCCGUUUCCACUCGUUCGAAGUGGAGAAUCACGACACCUGUUCCUACGACAAGGUGAAAGUGCGUGAUGGACACUCCAUGGACAGUCCGCUUAUUGGAGUAUUCUGUGGACAUAAGAUUCCUCCUGACAUCAGAUCCACAUCCAACAAACUGCUCGUAAUCUUCGAGUCAGACAGCUCAGUGCAAAAGGCCGGGUUCUCCGCCACCUUCAUGAAGGAGUUCGACGAGUGUUCCAUCAUCGACCACGGCUGCAGCCAUUCGUGUGUCAACACGCUGGGCGGAUACGAGUGUGCCUGUGAUAUUGGCUACGAGCUGCAUUCUGAUGGAAAGAAGUGUGAAAACGCCUGUGGUGGAGUCCUGGAUGCUCCUAAUGGCACCAUCACUUCCCCGUCUUUCCCCGACCUGUACCCGCCCUCCAAGAACUGCUUGUGGGAGAUCGUGGCCCCUCUACAGCAUAGGAUCACUCUCAACUUCACACAUUUUGAUCUGGAGGGGAACAAUAUGUAUCAACAGGAAUGCGAAUACGAUAGCGUGACAGUGCACUCUCGUCUGAGUGCUGAAAAGUUACGGAGGCAUGGCGCUUUCUGUGGCUCCCAACUGCCUCCCCCUGUUACUUCUGAUGGAAACGUGUUAAGAGUUCAGUUCACCUCCGACGCGUCAGUCCACCGGUUCGGCUUCGCUGCAGCCUACUACAUCGACGUCGACGAAUGCGCUGAAAACAAUGGCGGAUGCCAGCACGAGUGUCACAACACGUUGGGAGGAUAUGAGUGUGCCUGCCGCAGUGGAUUCACGCUGCAUCCGAAUAAGCAGGACUGCAAGGAGGGCGGGUGCAAGCAUGAUGUGACGCAGCCGCAUGGGACUAUUGUCAGCCCGAACUAUCCCGAUCUGUAUCCAUCGAGGAAGGACUGUGUGUGGCAGUUCUCAACCACCCCUGGGCACCGGGUCAAACUGAUUUUCAACGUCUUCGAGUUAGAGCCACAUCAGGAAUGCGCUUACGACCACGUAACCAUCUACGACGGCGCAUCAGCCGACGAGAAGACCCUCGGCCGUUUCUGCGGCGGUAAGCUACCGCAUCCUGUCGUCGCGUCGCAGAACCAGAUGUACGUCGUGUUCAAAUCAGACGUAUCCGUGCAGAGGAAGGGAUUCUUGGCUACGCAUUCCACUGCAUGUGGUGGCUACCUGUCUGCUACAGAAUCCGUGAAGCACCUGUACUCGCACGCGCGCUACGGUGACGACUCGUACGAAUCCCGCGCCGACUGCGACUGGAACAUCGUGGCGCCGCUCGGACACUUCGUCAAGCUCACCUUCCUGACUUUUGAGCUUGAGCCGGAGUCGCAUUGUGGAUACGAUUAUGUGCAGAUCUUUGGGGGGUAUGAGGGGAGUGCGGGGGACUAUGGGAAGUUCUGCGGGACUGUGAUGCCACAAGAGCUGAUCUCCACAACAGAAGCCCUCCUCGUCCGCUUCCGCACCGAUGACUCCAUCGUCUUCAAAGGCUUCUCCGCGUCCUACCAGGCCAUAAAGCCAGAAGUAUGGAGCGGAGAAGAUAGUUCGGAGGGCGGGGAAGAUGAGGAGGAGGAUGAACGGAUGCCACCGCUGGUGGUGGGGAGAAGGGGGUUACGCGCGCCGUCACCCAGGUUCGUGCGGCGACCCACGUGACGCUGGCCGCUGCCGCGCCACCCGCGCCACCGCCGCCCGCACCGCACCUUCCCCCGCAACACCGAGAAGCUCUAAACACACCCCAUCAUGACU
Messenger RNA from Cydia fagiglandana, 4281 nucleotides. It is a transcript of the gene tok, whose product is annotated as bone morphogenetic protein 1. Bases 112 to 4188 code for a protein of 1358 amino acids. Gene Ontology annotation, molecular function: zinc ion binding; calcium ion binding; metalloendopeptidase activity. Gene Ontology annotation, biological process: proteolysis. The transcript has 21 exons. NCBI's taxonomy places the organism in Eukaryota, Metazoa, Arthropoda, Insecta, Lepidoptera, Tortricidae. The record is from RefSeq and is a predicted model, not a curated record.